CUUAAGCAUCGUAUGUAUGUGGUUGGAUAUAUAAUAGAACAAAUCUAUGAAUAUUCAACAAGCCAAUGAUAAAAUAUUAAAUGAUUUACUCAUAAGUUGGUAGUCAAGGUGGCGGGCUAGUCAUACUGUCGAGGCAGCUCAUAACUCAAAACGACUAGUUUACGAGAUGAGCUCAACAAGCUACUGGGCUUCGUUAGUUCAAAAUCUUUGGAAGGCAAAGAAGAUUUUGAUCAAAUUCGAUUCAUUAGUGAACGAGGCGAGGGUCGAAGUCUUGGACCGAGCAAUGAAUGCAAUGCAUCGUAAUUAAAGAUGCACCAUACAUCAGAGUGUAGUGUUCUUUUGUUAGGCCUGUGGGCCGAGACAUAGAUAGCAUAGCAUAGAAUACCUCCAGCCUUCAACUUUUCCCCAUGGGCUGCAGGACCAGCUGGUUUAUUUGAGUUACUACUACGUACUCCGAAUCGGUACCACAUUGCAUUGGCAAAAUUCAAUUGCAAACGGCCAAGAAAGACAGUAAUAAUAUCAUAGCUCACAAGCUAGCUAAGCUAAGUAAGGGUCAUCAUCAUCACCACAUGCACAACUAGCUAGGAUAUAUAGGACUACAUUAAUUAAUAUUACCACUUGUUUGCUGUCUCUUCCUCCCUCCCACUAUUUUACUUCGAAUCCCUCCUGCUUAAUUUUGUGUUCCCUUUCCCCUUACGCAACCUAACUCAGCUUUGUCCUUUUUUCGGAGCAACAAUUGAAAUAAUAAUAAUAAUAAAUUAUAUUAAGUCUCAAGUAAUUGUUACCGUUCCUUACGAUGUUUUAGUAAUUAUCUUUAAUUUCGGGUUAUUGUUCACAAGGUUAUAUUCCGCUGUGACAACAACUAUAACACAGACUUUGCGAAUGCAUGCUCAAGCCCAGUUUCCCAACCCUUUUCAAUUUUCAUGGUUUUUAUUUUUUGUGUUUACCCUUUAAUUUUCAUGUUCCAAUUCAAUGAUGGCUUUGGGUGCCUCAAGUUUUGGGAAGUGGAGAGUUGGAACAGAUUGGAAGUUUACAUGUUGCAAUGCAAUGUUACCAGAUACUAUGUGUUAGUUUAGUUGUAUGGUGUAUUAAAUCACUUCUCUUAUAUAAUAAAUGAUCUUUUUAUAUAAUAGUUCUAUAUGUUGAUUUUCUUAGUUAGGUGCUACUUAAACAAUUCAAAUUUGGAACUAUAUAAACCAUUGUGUAAUUUCGAAAAGUUGGUAUCAUUUUUAAGGCCUUAACAAUUAUAUCAAGUAUCAAGUAAUUGUUACUGUUCCUUACGAUUUUUUAGCAAUUACCUUUAAUUCCGGGUUACUGUUCACAAGGUUAUAUUCCGCUGUCACAGCACCCAUAAAACAGACUUUGCGGAUGCAUGCCCAAACCCAGUUUCCCAACCCUUUGAGUCAAAAAGUUCAAUUUUCACUCAUUAUAAUGACUUGAAAGUGUGAUAGGAAUUCUCUAAAAUUAAAAUAAAAUAUUAGCGAGAGAUAUUACAAAUAUUACUUAGAACAAUUUAUAGAGUAAGUUUUCUAUCACAAAAGGAUUAUUGAUUGUACAUAUGUUUAUAUUUCGGUAAAUUCUUAGUACUAACUAUCCCCUUAAACACAUUGUAUGAAGUACAUGUCUACAAUUUCAAUUGAUGAGUCAAAUUUCAUUAGGCAAAUUUUUUUUAUGUAUAUCCACAUUUAAUAUCUUCCAAAAAUUCCAAUCAUUACACUAAAAUGGUUUUAACAAAAACUAAUUUUUUUUAGAAACAAACAAACAAAAACUAUUUAGCCUUUACAUCAUUCAAGGAAGAUAAAUAAAAACUCGGUCAAGAUACAAAGAAAACACAAACUUAUUCAAAUUAAAUUCCAACCUACAUCAAUUCAACUAUAUUAUAAUAUGAUCAUCCCGCCACGAGGUGCGGGCCAAUAUGCUAGUUCAUUUAAUAUUACAUUCUAUUCGGGAUAUAACGGAAUAUUCCUUCCCUUGCCUACCGGAAUCCAACCAGAUUCCUAUAAGCCAAUUUACAUUAUUAUUAUUAUUCGCUCUGUAACUGUUAUUAUUAUAUACAGAUAAUCAGUUCUACAUUCAUGAAUAUAUGCAUGCUUCUAUAUAAACCUUCCACAUAUAUAUCGGAGCUAGCUAUAUAAAAACAUCCUCACAAGUCACAAGGCCAACUCCUUUGAUCUUUUCCUCCUUGUUCCACUUUCCUGCAAUGAGCUCCUCCUUCCAAGAGUUCUUCGACCGGUGGUUGGUUGAGCAAAACCUCCACCUCGAGGACCUCAUUUCCGCCACCACGGCCCAACGACCGGCCACCCAGUUCCUUCGAGAUCUGGCCGGGCAGGUCAUGCAACACUACGAGGAGUACUACCAAGCAAAGUCUGCAUGGGCACACCAAGACGUACUAGAUGUGUUGUCCCCAUCUUGGAGAACCUCUCUAGAGGAAGCCUUUCUAUGGAUCGGUGGGUGGCGUCCGUCCACGGCUUUCCACCUCCUCUACUCCAAGUCAGGGCUCCAGCUCGAGACCCUCCUUCACGAUGCUGAUGAUAUGGGCCACCGCAAUGGUGCGGUGACCAAUCUGGCUGGCCUUUCCACAACCCAGUUCCACAUGAUCAACGAGCUCCACAAGAAUACCAUCAAGGAGGAGAGGAGGCUUACGGAGAAGAUGACAAAAGUCCAGGAAUCGAUUGCGGAUGCGUCCGUGGUUGACCUCUCCCACACAGUAAGCGAGAUGAUACGGAGGACCGAGGAGGGCGAGGGUGACGUGGCGGGCCCAAUGAGCGCCAGUGUGGUGAUGAAUGAGCGGGUGGAGAGGGCGUUGGUGCCGAAGAAGAGAAAGAUGGAGGAGCUGUUGCGGAAGGCGGAUGAUCUACGGCUUACGACGAUUAGGUCCAUCGUUGACGACAUUUUGACUCCCAUCCAGGCCGUCCAUUUCCUGAUCGCCCUAGCAGAGUUGCACCUUCGGGUUCAUGAUUGGGGGAAGCAGAGAGAUGACCAGUGUUAGGCGGGACCCGCGAUCACCCAUGCGUUGUCCACGUAGACUUGUUCGUUAUGUCACAUAAUGACGUUGUGUAAUAAUAAAAUUAUAAUCCGGAUUUAGAUAUACUUGCUAGCUAGUGUAUUGUGGGUUUUGAUUAUGUUGGUUUUCACAUUAUGAUGCUCAGUGAUGAUAAGUGCAUGUGGUUUUUCUCCCUAAUCAAGUCAAUAUAAUUAGUCCGACUGAGCCAUGAAAGAAAUUAUAACUUAUAAGGGAUAUAAUUAAUGUGAAAAUCAAUAGAUAUCAAUUGAGAUUGGAACAGGAAAGUAGCUAACGUAACCAUCAUUGCGUGAGAGUAAGAGAACAAAGAAAACUUAAAUUAUAAGCAUAAUAUCGGGAACACGAAAUUUCACUUAUAGCAUAAACAGAAAGCCCAUUCAUACGACGAAAAUGAAGAAGCUCUAGAGAAGUAAGUCCUAAUUAGUUACCUUAAAAUACUUAAAAUUUCUAAAUGCAUGCUCAAAUUUCCAUUAAUUAAGCUAUAAAAACCUGAUUCAAGUUUGGAGAGAUCGUCAGUCACUUCCACAGUUGUUAUGCGAGGUGAGUAAGAAUUUGGGUUGGAUUUGCAGGACACAUCCCCUACACGUCGACCUAUGGUGAUCAUCGUUAUACAAAUAAAUUAUUGUUCAAGAUAGUCCACACGUACGGUAUAUAUGUAUCCAGGUGGUUCUUAAAACACGGUAAACAUAAAGAUAUAGGACUCAUGCAUGUGCAUAAUUAGAUAUUAUGUCCCUUUGGUUUUGAAUGAGAUCAUAUAUAAAUGGUGAGAAUAAAAUAUUUUUAUUUUUUAUCGAUUUGUAUCUUAUUUGUUGUAAUUCGAAUUCUAAAUAUUUUUUGGCACAAAUUAAUUGAUUUUAUUAUAAUUUACAAAAUUCUAUCCAUCUUCGAUAUAUUUCAAGAAAAUUGUACCAUCCAUUACCACCUCAGCCCCACCUCCUAAACUCAUAUUCAACAUGAUCUAUUAUGAGUUACAAAUUUAUAGGAAACAAAAUUCAUAGCCUUCAAAUUUACCACCUUAUGCCACCCUAGUACACAAUAGUAAAUUGUGGUAGACGGUAGUAAAAUGAUAAUUGGUUGUUAGCUAGCAUAUUACUACUAUGUGUAUACAAUAAAUAUGUUCAUACACCAACAUAUACUUCCAAAUUCUAAGAUUAGUGGUAUUAUCACUAAUACCACAUUCUUGUUCACCACUACGUAAAAUAAGUCAAAGUGAAUAUAGUAUUGAACAACCAGAUUUUCUUACACAAAAUUCGAAAAGCGAUAUUAUCCCCAUAAAUUUGAUUGGAUAAAGUUGAGUCAGCUCACCGAAUUUGUUCCCUCUCCGAUCCCUCCACUUGCAGUAAUUAAUUAGUAAAAUUAAGUUUUGGACUAUGUACAUAAUUAAUUAAUUAAUUAAUUGCUGGCGUAACACGAAAAAGUGUUACUCCAAACUUCCAUGCACCAUAAAAGCUGUUGAAUUUCCCCAACCAUACAUCAUGUCAUCAUCACCUGUUGUGUUGAUAGAGAGAUGGAUUGGAUAUAUACCUCCACCAUUCAACUUUUCCCAUGCCAUGAUGAGGUAAGCUGAAGCUAGCUGAUCAGUUCAGUUCAGUGCUCCGAAUCCGUACCAGGAAGUGAACCACACAAUUAAAUUAAUUUAAUGCA
This is a messenger RNA of Linum trigynum, 4666 nucleotides long. The record is from the annotation of a GenBank genome assembly. NCBI's taxonomy places the organism in Eukaryota, Viridiplantae, Streptophyta, Magnoliopsida, Malpighiales, Linaceae.